UGUCCCCACGACUUCCCCCACAUCCGCCUGGUCACCCACCUGCAGCAGGGGCACAGCCCUGUGUCUCCAGGAUCUACUACUUCCCAAGCAAGGACCCCGGGAGCCCAGCCGUCACUCACACUCAAGUGAGAAUUAGCUGGCCAGACUUUGCUAAGCUCAGGGGCACCUGCCAAGCCCGCGGGCAGAUGCUGGGCAAGCGGGGCACAAGGCCAAGGGCCCCUCCGCCCACCACCCGGGAGUCGGGCCCCAGUGGGAACGAAGACACCCCGAAUUGAGAGUCUCCAGACCCCAGUGGCUGCUCACCGGGUAGAAGACUGGCGGCUGCAGGAUGAAGGUGUCAGGAAGUGGGUCCAGUUUUUCCCCAGAACCAGUGGGAUCCCAAGCGUUGGUCCAGGUCUCGCCAAAGCAGCCAAAGCAGGGGCCGCCAAAACUGGGCAGAAGCCUCCAGAAGGGGGAGAAGCCCGGGGUUAACGUGGAGACCGCACCCACCCAGAAGAGAACUGUGUCCAGCUUGUCCCUGAAGUCGGAGACCCCAGGCCAGUUAACAAAGCCAGCGGGCAAGGGCAAACCAAGACCCCAACCUGGAGACCUGAUUGAGAUUUUUCGGAUCGGCUAUGAGCACUGGGCCAUCUACGUGGAGGACGACCGUGUGGUCCACCUGGCGCCCCCGAGUGAGGAAGUGGAGGCCGGCAGCAUCACCUCCAUCUUCAGCAACCGGGCUGUGGUGAAGUACAGUCGUCUGCAGGACGUGCUGCAAGGCUGCUCCUGGAAGGUCAACAACAAGCUGGACGGGACGUACCUGCCCCUGCCCGUGGACAAGAUCAUCCAGCGCACAAAACAGAUGAUCGACAGGACGGUGCAGUACAGUCUGAUCGAAGGCAACUGUGAGCACUUCGUCAACGACCUCCGCUACGGCGUGCCCAGGAGUCAGCAGGUGGAGCUCGCCCUGAUGCAAGGCAUGAAGGCUGCGGGAGCCAUGAUCUCGGCUGUCGUGGAGAGCAUGAGGCCCAAACCAGCAACCGGCUGAAAACACCAAGCAGAGGACCAGCUCCCGGCGUCCACAGGGAGACUGACCAUUCCUCCUUUCUCCUUUCAGUGGCCCCUAAGAAAACUGUGAGCUUCUGGAAGAGCCUAGAAUGUAUCCAAUUACCCCUUAAGAAACACACCCAAUAUAUGUGAUUAGAUCCAUGGACUCUCAGGGUGGGAAGAAUCUAAUUUAUUAUGCAACUGUUAGGCACCAGGUACUGUGCGAGGCAUUUUCUACACUAACUGGGUCGUUCUACUCUCUUCAUAGGAAAGGGUCUUACUUGUUUCUUAGGCUGAACCUAAUCUGUGAUGCUUGAAUACCGUCUGAUACACCCUGCAAACCUCUGUUGGAAUGUCCCCAGUAAUGAAGAACUCUUUUCUGGAGCUCUUUUUAUUGAACUAAAAUGUCUGUAGCUUUUCUGGAUUGUCCUGGUCCUGCCCUAACUGACCCACAGUGUGGAUCGAAGGAGGCGGAAUCUAAGAAAGCCUCUAGCUCACCACUCAGGGCCA
This is a messenger RNA of Artibeus jamaicensis (Jamaican fruit-eating bat), 1536 nucleotides long. It is a transcript of the gene PLAAT5, whose product is annotated as phospholipase A and acyltransferase 5. Bases 329 to 1027 code for a protein of 232 amino acids. Gene Ontology annotation, cellular component: cytoplasm. Lineage: Eukaryota; Metazoa; Chordata; Mammalia; Chiroptera; Phyllostomidae. The record is from RefSeq and is a predicted model, not a curated record. The transcript has 6 exons. Gene Ontology annotation, biological process: N-acylphosphatidylethanolamine metabolic process. Gene Ontology annotation, molecular function: A2-type glycerophospholipase activity; glycerophospholipid phospholipase A1 activity.